This is a messenger RNA of Solanum dulcamara, 1588 nucleotides long. RefSeq lists its product as uncharacterized. Gene Ontology annotation, cellular component: intracellular anatomical structure; cytoplasm. Gene Ontology annotation, biological process: pentose-phosphate shunt; carbohydrate metabolic process. NCBI's taxonomy places the organism in Eukaryota, Viridiplantae, Streptophyta, Magnoliopsida, Solanales, Solanaceae. Bases 120 to 1322 code for a protein of 400 amino acids. The record is from RefSeq and is a predicted model, not a curated record. The transcript has 13 exons. Gene Ontology annotation, molecular function: transaldolase activity.
GAACUAUACGUUGCGCAUAAAGAGUUGUACAUCCUCAGAUUUUCUCCAUUUGGACAUCCGCCAUUUCAAUAUAUAUAAAGCUUGGAUUGAUUCACUUCCUUCCCCAAUCUAAGUUGAAAAUGCCAUCCUCUUUGCAUGCUCCGCUAUACUCCUCUCUCUCAUCUUCCUCAGUUCUUCAGGACAGAAAGCUGAGAAAUGCAGUUAAUUUCGGGAAGUCAAAUUUGAUUUUCAAGCCUCGUCGAUCGUUUCCUCCAAUUCGAGCUUCCACUGGCUUCUCUUCUUCUCUCGAUACCGGUUUGAGUACUGAAUUGGAUGCUGUAGCAAGUCAUAGUGAGAUCGUUCCAGAUACAGUCAUUUUCGAUGAUUUCGAGAAAUUUCCUCCAACGGCUGCUACUGUAAGCUCUUCUCUGCUCUUAGGCAUAUGCGGUCUUCCUGAUACAAAAUUUAAGAGUGCCGUAGACAGAGCUUUAGCAGAUUCCGAGUGUUAUGGAUUGGAGAGUUCUGAUCUUCAGAUGUCUUGUUUCUUCAACAAGGCUUUAGCAAACGUUGGUGGUGAUCUAGCAAAGCUUGUGCCUGGUCGAGUUUCAACUGAAGUGGAUGCUCGCCUCGCAUACGACACACAUGGCAUUGUGCGAAAGGUGCAUGAACUUUUGAAAGCCUAUACCGAAAUUGAAGUGCCUCCAGAACGAUUGCUGUUCAAAAUUCCAGCAACUUGGCAAGGAAUUGAGGCAUCAAGGGUGCUGGAAGCUGAGGGUAUACAGACACAUUUGACUUUUGUUUACAGCUUUUGUCAAGCUGCUGCUGCUGCUCAAGCUGGUGCUUCUGUCAUUCAGAUUUUUGUUGGUCGCCUGAGGGAUUGGUCUCGCAAUCACACUGGUGACUCUGAAAUUGAUAGUGCUCUUAGAAGAGGAGAAGACCCAGGGUUGGCUUUGGUAACAAAAGCUUAUAACUACAUCCACAAGUAUGGGCACAAAACAAAGCUGAUGGCUGCAGCAGUACGGAACAAGCAGGACGUCUUCAACCUUUUGGGCAACUUCAGGGUGGAUUACAUUAUUACCCCAUUGAAGGUAUUGCAAUCUCUUAAAGAAUCUGUGACCCUACCUGAUGAGAAGUACUCAUUUACACGAAGGUUAUCCCCACAAUCAGCCGCUGCCUUCAAUUUCACUCAAGAUGAGCUUCAAAAGUGGGAUCAGUAUAGCUUUUCGUCAGCUAUGGGUCCUGCAUCGGUGGAGCUCCUCACUAUUGGAAUGGAUGGCUAUAUUAAUCAGGCUAAGCGGGUUGAAGAAUUGUUUGGCAAGAUAUGGCCACCACCAAAUGUAUGAAAAACGCAUCAUGCAACAGCACGAUGAACCUUGGACUCGGAGUCUUGAACCCACCUAGCCUCAAGGCUUAAGUGAGAGUUUCAUACACAAUAUGUGGGUUUAAUUCUCACUGUCCUUCCAGCGUCUUCACUGACUCCCUUAUGUAAUAAAAAGAAUUUUUAAAAACUCAUCUAGCUUUUGGGGUUUCUUUCUUGUUUCUCCUUCCUAUAUUGUUUGAAUAGCCGCCAAGUACUAUUUUGAAGUUUAAUAGCUUUGGCCUUUGCAUA